AUGCAUGUUAUUUCACCAAUGUCUCGGAAUCUUUUCAGGAAUGCUAUUAUAAUGAGUGGGACAUUGAACACUGACUUGGCAAUUAAGUCAAAAAUGGAAAAUAUUGAUAGAGCGAAAGAAAUGGCUGCUUUCUUGAGAUGUCCAACUGAGAACGAUGAGCAGAUGUUAAAUUGCUUUCUAAAUGCCGAUGCUAAAAAUUUGACAAAAGGACAAAUUCAUAAUUCAAAGAAAUUCAUUGAAAUUAAUUUUGCUCCUAUUGUUGAUAACUAUUUCUUACAGAAGCCUAACGAAAUUCUACGAAAAGAAACAAUAAAAAAAGAUGUGCUAAUAGGUUUUGUUAAAAACGAAGGCAGUCUUUUUCUUCUUGAUUUCCCUAAAUAUUUCACCUUUAACGGAAGCGUUCCAAUAAACUAUUCUAUUGCACAUAAAUUGAUGAAAAAAAUUAUUGAGCCAGUACAAGUAAAUCCUGCGCAGCUUGAUUCCAUCUUUUAUGUUUAUGGCUCUCAUGCCCACUUCUCUUCUGAAGCUGAAAAAUACAGAUACGUACUUGACCAAGUAGCUGGUGAUACCAUAAUUAAAUGUCCUGCUAUUAAUUUCUCCCGGGAAUGGAGUACCCAUUCCAAUGUUUACAUGUAUUCUUUUGAGUAUCGAUCAAAUUUUACACCCUGGCCGGAAUGGAUGGGUGUAUUACACGCCAGUGAUAUAUUCUAUGUGUUUUCGUACGCGUUAUCUGGAAAAAACUUUUCAUUAGACGAUAAUGAAGUGUCAGAAAUGAUGUCAAGUUACUUUGCAAACUUUUCCAAAUCAGGGUAAGAUUGAUUUUUAUCCAACAUUUUGUUUUCUUU
Molecule: messenger RNA, 845 nt
Organism: Octopus bimaculoides (California two-spot octopus)
Lineage: Eukaryota; Metazoa; Mollusca; Cephalopoda; Octopoda; Octopodidae
Product: cholinesterase
Biological process (GO): acetylcholine catabolic process; choline metabolic process
Cellular component (GO): plasma membrane
Molecular function (GO): acetylcholinesterase activity
Source: RefSeq, a predicted model, not a curated record